CUCAAGUUAAUAUUAUUUUUCAUGUUAUUGAUAUAAAAGAAGGUCCUUUAACAUUACCAUUAAUAACUACAAUCGAUGAAACCAGCACACUUAGUGUAUUAUUGGCUGAAUGGAAAUUAGUAUAUAGAAAUACAAUUAAUGAAAAGGCUGCAAUUACUAAAUGUGAUACGAACCAUAUUCUUGUUUAUGUGCUAUAUGAAAAACACACUGAUCCAAAUUUUGGA
Racocetra persica is the source of this 224-nucleotide messenger RNA. The record is from the annotation of a GenBank genome assembly. Lineage: Eukaryota; Fungi; Glomeromycota; Glomeromycetes; Diversisporales; Gigasporaceae.